Leptosia nina is the source of this 345-nucleotide messenger RNA. NCBI's taxonomy places the organism in Eukaryota, Metazoa, Arthropoda, Insecta, Lepidoptera, Pieridae. The record is from the annotation of a GenBank genome assembly.
AUGUGGAAGCGUCGAAACGAACACUUUUGGUCAGAGACCAAUCCGCGAUUUUCCCAAGAAACUGGACACCAGACACGUUGGUCUGUAAAGGUAUGGGGCGGCGUUUAUAAAAACUUAACACUGGGGCCUAUUUUUUUUUUACUAUCACGCAUGGCCGGUGUGUCGUACCUACAUUUUAUAAAUAACGAACUGUUGGACAUACUGGACGACAUACCGCUGGCCGACUAUCCGCGCGUAUGGUUUCAGCAAGAUGGUGCACCUCCACACGUGUCUCGUCCUGUUCGCCAGCGCCUGGGCGAACUGUUUGGCGAUCGCUGGAUUAGACGAAUGGGACCCCAUGCAUGA